Messenger RNA from Rotaria sp. Silwood1, 942 nucleotides. The record is from the annotation of a GenBank genome assembly. Lineage: Eukaryota; Metazoa; Rotifera; Eurotatoria; Philodinida; Philodinidae.
AUGCCGCAUUUAAAACAUAAACUUAGAAAUUACAUUUUAUAUUUUCUUGGCUGUCUAGUAAUUAUUACUGCUUCCAUAACAUUUGUUUUAAGUCUUUAUCGAUUACAGCGUGAUGCAAGUUUAUUAAAUCGUGAACGAAAACGUGACUAUGUAACAAAUAAAAUUAAUAAAUCAUUUCCAACCAUAGCUAUUAUUAUGAGUAUUAUUGUAUGUAUGUCAUCAAUACUUGGUUUUAUUACUGUUCUUAUCGAUGGUCGAAUAGAAAUGUUGAUCAUAUCUAUUGUUUCAAAUAUUAUUUUAGGUAUUGGUCUUAUUGUUCUCAGUGUUAUUAUGCUUGGAUUUGUUCAAAAUAUAGUUGAGAAUUUUCCUAUUGAUAUUGAACGAUUACUUGUUGAUUUUAUUAUUCAUAAUAAAACAUCAGCACGUGAUGAACUACUUAAUAUUGAAAAUAGUAAUGAUUGUUGUACAACACAAGAUUUAACAUGGACGAAAGUAUAUUCUAAAGCAGCUGAAUGCAAUCGAGAAGAGAAAUAUCGAAUGAUUUAUGCUGAUCAAGAUGAACAACGUGGUUGUGUUAAAAUUAUUAGUCGAACAGCAUUGUCAUUUAUGCCUGUACUCAUUUCAGAAAUUAUUUGUGGCUGUCUUUGUCUAUUACUUGGUUUAUGGACAAUUUAUGUUACAUGUCAUAUUAAUAAUCGUUAUAACAAUCGUCAGAAACCAGUUGAUGAAGUUAUCGAUGUAACACCAUCAACGGUACCUUCAACAAAAUAUUCAUAUUAUCAAACAAACAGAUCAAUACAUACUAUGAGUCCGGAUAUUAAAAUUCAUGGUGAUCAAAUGAAUAAACCAAUAGCUAAUCAUACUGUAUCACGUCAUUCCAAUCCUCCGAUUCCUUUUAACAAAGUUGAUAAAUCUUUAUAUGCGAAUACUGUGACGCCAUGA